Molecule: messenger RNA, 6658 nt
Organism: Hippoglossus stenolepis (Pacific halibut)
Lineage: Eukaryota; Metazoa; Chordata; Actinopteri; Pleuronectiformes; Pleuronectidae
Gene: cpeb2
Product: cytoplasmic polyadenylation element binding protein 2
Exons: 11
Coding region: 883-3171 (762 amino acids)
Biological process (GO): negative regulation of cytoplasmic translation
Cellular component (GO): cytoplasm; neuron projection; nucleus
Molecular function (GO): mRNA regulatory element binding translation repressor activity; mRNA 3'-UTR binding; ribosome binding
Source: RefSeq, a predicted model, not a curated record
CGAGCAAACCGAACCACCACACUGUGUGCAGCUAAAGAUUUAAUUAUUAAAAAAAGGCCGUUUUGAUGAGACAUGAUGACGACAAGAUCUGCUCUGAGUAAGAAGUGAGCUGAUUGUGAAUCAAUGGGGGAAUCAAAUUAGGGUCGCGUUUGGAUUUAGGCGCGUCGUUUAAUUCCAAAUAAAAUGCACUAACCAUGCAAUUUGCUGCAAUAGAAAAUAUGAGGGGGAACUAUGCACAAUAACCUAAAGAUCUCGCGCUGUGCACAUUACAGACUCAUUUCCGAGCAGCAAGAAUAAGAUUGACAUUAGUGUAGGCCUUAGUCUCCGGCUCCUGGCGGAGGCCUCCUGCACUUUAUGAAUAAUGAAAGAAUGACGUAAACAAUGCGGUCCUCUCUGCAGCUCGAGGCGGACGCACCGGGGCGUGACGCGGCCGUGACGUCGCUGGAGCCGGGGAUCUUUUAAUCCACUGCCGCAGCAGCACCAGCCGGUCACCGGAGGAGGGGGGAGCACAGGACAGCACAGGACGGGGAAUGGACCGCACACACAGGCUAGGCUAGUCCCGCACACAAGGCCCGCACAGCUCGGUGUUCAGAUGGAGGAUCAAACCACCGAGUAAAACAGACACGACACGACCGGAACGAGUCGACUCCUCUCCUCGCAGGCCGGGCCCCCUCCUCUCUGUAGCCUGCAGCCUAUUCACACACACCCUCCUGUCAAAGGAACCUCAUUCAGCUGACAUUAAACGUUCAUUGGUUUAUUUCAAGAGGAGGGUUCGCUGUGUGGUUGGAUCCUGCGCCCUCGUCCUGCCGGUUCGCUUCGUCCUUCAGCUGCAGCGUCGCCGCGUCCUCCCUGUUCCUGUCAGCUGCUGCGCAUCAGCAAAACAUGCAGGAUGAGCCUGCGGGGCUGACAAUCACACAACUGCCCCCGUCACCCGAGGAGAAGGACCGCAGCACGGUCAGCAGAUCCGGGAACCAGCCGAACCGGACCGACAGCCAGCCGAGCUCCUUCACGCCGGAUUACAGCCACCUGAACCAGGAGAGCGCCUUCCCCGAUUUCGAUCGAGGUCGUUUCUGCUCGCCCCGGUCCAUCCGUGACCUUCAGCACCGCCGCAAAAUACAUCAGCACUUAAGUCAGCAAGACGAGUUUAGCCCCGCAGUGUCGCCCCCACCCCCGGGUCUUUUCAGUCACCUGCCGCAGAGGCAGCUCUUCUCCGCUAAGAACGACCCCGGCGCCGCCGACCCCCGCGGCUCUCCCCUGGAAGAGGCUGAAGCCGAUGCUGCGUCGCCAUCGCCCACUUCCGUAAAUCCACGCACGAUCCAAAUGGACUCCCCCAUCGCCCACCAUAUAAAUAACGGCAAUGGCAGCAGCAGCACCGGCAACAUGUUGUCCGGAGGUCUCGGCGCCGCCUUCCCGAACCUCCCCAGCCAGGAGAUGCAGAGCGCCAACGGCGGCUCGUCGUCACCUUCCCUCCCCGGGUUCGGCACCCCGUGGUCCGUCCAGACCAGCUCCUCGCCCCCGCCCGCACCCAACUCCAUCAACCCCAUCCAUCCCAUCCACGCCAACGCCAUUAACCAGAUGCCCAACGCGGACUCUGACAACAGCUUCUACCCAGGUAUCCCCUCCUCCAUCAACCCGGCCUUCUUCCAGAGUUAUUCGCCGGUGUCAGCUAAUCCCUGCGCCGGGAUUAAUGUGCCAGGCUACAGCGGUCCUUUCUCGCCCCAGAUCAACGUCCAUCAGCAGCAGAGCCGCAGGUCCCCGGUCAGUCCCCAGAUGCAUCCCCAGCAGGGCGCCUUCCUUCAGCAGAGGAACAACUACAACCAACAUCAGCCCAUGGUGAAGCAGUCGCCUUGGGGCAGCCACCAGGGGAAUGGCUGGGGCUCCGGGGGAAUGUCCUGGGGCCGGGACCACCGCCGUAGCAGUGGCAUGGGCGUACCUGGCUCGGUCAGUCACGUCUCGCCCCUGAAGAAGCCGUUCUCGAGCAACGUCAUCGCUCCCCCGAAGUUCCCACGCACUGGGGGAUCACUGGGGCCUAAGUCCUGGAUAGAGGAGAACUUGUUCCGCACAGACAGCAACAGCAACACCUUGUUGCCAAUGCAGGACCGCACCAGAAUGUACGACAGUCUGAACAUGCACUCCCUGGAGAGCUCCCUGAUCGACAUCAUGCGAGCUGAGCAGGAUCCAAUGAAAGGCCGUGUGGGAUGUCCUCACCCUGGGGCUGAUGGCCUCCUCAUGCUCAAUGCCAGGAGCUAUGGGAGACGUCGAGGCCGCUCCUCCCUCUUCCCCAUUGAUGACAAUCUCCUCGAUGAUGGCCACGGCAACCAGGGUGUCCCAGGAGUCCUCGGCUCCCCCAGCUGUUACCCCCACCAGAACGGGGAACGCAUUGAGCGCUUCUCCCGCAAGGUGUUUGUAGGAGGUUUGCCCCCUGACAUAGAUGAAGAUGAAAUAACCUCAAGUUUCCGCCGCUUUGGUCACCUGGUGGUGGACUGGCCGCACAAAGCUGAGAGCAAAUCUUACUUUCCACCUAAAGGAUACGCAUUCCUGCUGUUCCAGGAGGAGAGCUCAGUGCAGGCUCUGAUUGAAGCCUGCAUGGAGGAGGAUGGGAAGCUCUACCUGUGCGUCUCCAGUCCCACUAUUAAGGACAAACCAGUGCAAAUUCGACCUUGGAACCUGAGCGACAGUGAUUUUGUGAUGGACGGAUCUCAGCCCCUUGAUCCCCGCAAGACCAUCUUUGUGGGAGGUGUCCCUCGUCCCCUGAGAGCAAUUGAGCUGGCCAUGAUCAUGGAUCGUCUCUAUGGUGGAGUCUGUUACGCGGGAAUUGACACUGAUCCUGAACUCAAAUACCCCAAGGGUGCAGGACGAGUGGCCUUUUCCAAUCAGCAGAGUUACAUCGCGGCCAUCAGCGCCAGAUUCGUCCAACUGCAGCAUGGUGACAUUGAUAAGCGGGUGGAGGUGAAGCCCUACGUCCUGGACGACCAGCUCUGCGAUGAGUGUCAGGGUGCACGCUGUGGGGGGAAAUUCGCUCCCUUCUUCUGUGCUAACGUCACCUGUCUGCAGUACUACUGUGAGUUCUGCUGGGCCAACAUUCACUCCCGUGCCGGACGGGAGUUUCACAAGCCCCUGGUCAAAGAAGGAGCCGACCGCCCCCGCCAGAUUCACUUCCGCUGGAACUAGAGGUGCGAGUGGUGACACGGUCAGAGGGAAGGGAAAUGAAACACUGGCUAACAGGAAAAAAAGAGCAUCGCUCUGCCUCUCAUGCUCUCCUAAGCUUUCAGUAUAAUUGAGUACUUAACACCACAGUAUAUACUAUAUAUAUCUAUAUAUAUUUUGUAGCAGCCAAACACCACAAGCCUCAGUUUUCACCAAAACCCCCCUCACAUCUCAGGCUCUGACAACUCUACAACUCUUUUGUGGUACUUUCAUCUUUUCUAAGAGGAGAUUUAAAAAGAGAUUGAUUUUUGUAGGUUUUUUUAUCAUUAUUAUUUUUGUAUGUGAGAUUUAAAGUAGAAACGGGAAUGUUUUUGCAUGGGGCAGCUUGUCUGUCUGUUUGUCUGCUGCUAGGCACCCCACAGUGCGUGUAGUGCACACUUGUUUCUGGGAAAAACCUCAAUUCUCUAAUGUUGACGCCUGCCCCAGGUCAUUAACCAAAGGUAGCAAAAUUAUAGGAAGCUUAAAAUUUACACAUUUCUGCCGCAAAGCAAAUGGUUGUUUUUUAACGUUGCCAUGGGCUCUUUCAUCUUGUUAAAGAGUUUAUAAAAAAAAAAUGUUUUUUUUUAUUUCUACACUCUCACAGACCCAUAGAGUGAUACCUCAAAAUACAAAAUCUGGUUUCUGUAUUCAACAUUUAUACUUAACAAGCUAUUUCAGAAGCUUUGCUGCUAUAUAUACGUAUAUAUAUGUAUAGGUGUGUAGGAAUUAUAUUUAAUGCCAUUUAUAAAUCUGAAUCAUGUUAAAGGAAAUGCAGUAUGCACUCAAACACUAAGAGUUCAAGUGCAUGUUAUGCCACUAGGCUUAGCUACACAACUAGCAUGCAGGAUAGAGGUGAGAGAAAGAAAAUCACGGAGGAAAAAAAACUAAAAAACAAACCACUGAAAUAAUAAUUAAAGAAAUUAUUAAGACAGUAGCAUGACCAUCUAUUACAGAAGCCUAAGAGGGGAAAAAAUCAGACAAAGCAUAAUAACAAAAAAAAACAUAUUUAAACUUGCAUGCAUUGAUGUUUAUCUGUUGUUUGAUCCGUUUACAUACUUAUCGAUACAAAAAGUGAUAUUGGCUCUACUGUAGACUUAGUGGACGCAAUCAUUUUGUGAUAUGGUGUCCUGUAUGGCGAAAAAAAAAACCCUGUGGAGAACAGAGUGGUGUUCAGUGGUUUGUGUAUGUGUGUCGUCCCUGUGCCGUGUGACUGUUGUUAGUGUAGACUGAGGCUAUGGUUUAGUUUCCUGCAGAAGUAGUAUAGGAGAAGUAAGACAGCGACUUGACUCUGCCUUCACCCUUCCCGUCCUGUGUCCUCGUGCGGUUCCAAAGGUUUUAUCUGACACAGCGUCGCACAGGCAGACCAAAUGUAGACUAAAGAGCUGGGUCCAUUUGGGAGAUUGAAGUGGGAGAAGUGGGCCUGGGAUGAAGGUUGUGUUUAAAAGUAUCUUUCGAACUUGUUCACUUCACUAAACUGCAGAUUUUUGUAAGGACUGCUCGACACCGUCAUGCUAUGUGGCUGCAGCUCCAUGAAUCUCCCAGGCCCAGGUGAAGUAUCUCCACAAACUCCCCAUCCAACCUUUUAUUACGAGGAUGACGACACUUGGUGUCUUGGCAUGCUAGAUAUGAAACUCUCCUCUCUUUGUAUCGUCCGUCUGUUCGAUUUCCCACCGUGACCCUUGAAGUACUCUUAAACAAACUAUUUAUGGACAAUCUUUCUGUAAGGAUGGUGGCCCAGCCGUCAGUUAGGUACUGUACAAGUGUGUUGCUCUCAUGUGGACGUGGUUUUUGUGUUUCAUGCCCUUGUGUGUUCUCCUCGGUAUCAAGUGUGUACUGUUACAAAACCUAUGAAAUUAUUACUUGUAGUUGAGUCAUACAAUUUAAUUUGUUUUUGUCAACUACUUACCCAUCACUGGCCCUUCAGUAUGUUUUUUACAAUAUAUAUUAUGCACUACUUUUCUAUAUACCCCCCUCAUUUUUUUCCUUAUUCACCCCCUGAAGUGAUUUCAGUGCAGAUGUGGAUUCUCUGAGGCCUCCACCUAUUUAUAAUUCUAAAGAUGAUUUAUUAAAUUUUUAUUUUUUCAUGAUUACUUAUUUAAGAUGUAGCGUGAAGCAGUGGUCUUAAUUUAUCUGUGUUCUGUAUGAGUAGAGAAAGAAUCCAAUAUUUUCUAAUAUAUUAACUAAUGUAGUCUUGGAUGUUGUGAGGAGCGGGAGUCAGAAAGACUUCGCCGGCCAUGACGUAAAUCACAUGAACGUAAGAGAUUUCCCCCCCGUGGCUUUAGUUCUCAUGGUGUCCGACACGAACAUGAAUAUCGUCACCUGUAACACUUGACUUGUGCUGUUCUCGUGAGGUUCUAUUUUCUAUGUUGAACACUGUUACUUUGUUCUGUAUGUGUCUUUGUUUUUGUAAAAAUCAUAUUUAUUUCACUAUUUUUGUAGACAAAAAAAAUAUUUGAUUUUGAUUGUAUUUUUCUAUUUAAAUAGGACUAUUAUACAAUUUAUUUCCCCCCCCCCUAAGUGAUAAUUAUAUCCAAAAGUUCUGUUAAAAGACAAGAAUCAUGACAUUAGUAACAACAGCAGAGUUUUUGAGCGGAUUCUUAUUUUGAUACACAUGACACGUUUCAUUUGACGGAGGGAAACAUGAAGGUUUUAUCAUAUUCUUGGAAGACACUUGAGAUUCUCCCCUGUUGCAUCGAGGCCCCAGCUGCCUGUCCUCGUAGAUGCUCUGAAACUUGAAUAUAACACAUUUUGAAAGGCUGACUAACCUCGAAUCUGUGUUGUGAUGUGCAAUACUGUUUCUAAUGUUUGUAUAAAAGUAAGAACUACAGUGUAAACCUUUUUAAUGCAGAUUUAUUUUUUUCAUUGCAUAUUUUGCAGAUUUCUGAUCCACAGUGUCAUUUUUUACUGUCAGAAAAGAUAAACCCCGUUUUUUCAUUGCAACUAUUUUUAAAUCCAGAUAUCUUUGUACUGAUGUAAAUGAUUGUAGUUAUUUUGGAUAGUGUUUUGCUAACAAAAGGAGAGACUUUUUCAUGCAUAUUUCUAUUUCAUUUCAUCUUGUUUUAUCCCACGUUUUUAUUUCGUUUAAUAAUAGCAGACUUUCUUGGAAUACUUUUUCAUAUUUAAAUGUCAUUGGUCUUAUUUUGUAUUUUUAUGUCGAAAUACACUAUAUAUAAUUUUAAGAUGCUAAUUGCUAAGAUAUUAUUUUGAGUUUAAUUAUUUUUAAAAGCUAAAUAUUUGUAAUUUUAUUGUUAAAGUGACUAAUUUCUAAAUCAGAGUUUGUGUAUAGAUUCACAAAAGUGGUUUAUGAGGUGUUUGGAUUGUAAUUAUUACUGAAUGGUUCUUUAAUAUGCAAAAUGAAUAUCAUGUUUAUUUUUAUUUUUGUUGGUUUUGUAUUUAAAUGGGGUGUUGAUUACAAUCUUUGUUUUUUCUUUCACUUCCUGAAUAAAGACCCAUUCUGUUUGGACACAACAUG